AAAAGGAAUUUUGUAUUUGCUUGUAUUAAUUUUUUUUAGAAAGGGCAUUUACUGUCUUUUGGCCAAUGUCAUUGUGUUUAGCAGUCUGUAGGACCUAUGGAGAAAAGCAGUUUUUAUACAUUUUAGUAAUAGUCUACUGUUUUAUGUUUGCAUUAGUAAUUAAAUUAUAUUUUUGAAAGCUUAUCAUUUAUGGAGCUGGAAAAGAUGUUUUUGUGUUCACAACACUACCUUAUGUUUCACUAUAUCAUUGUGACCACUAUUACUGUUCUGUAUCCAUGUCAUAAUCAACUAUCAACAUUUUAACUCUAACCCAGCAUGGGCCAGAGACAGCUCCUUUGUUUAGCUCGGGCACUGCUUCAUAAAACAACAAUACUUGUCCUGGAUGAGGCAACAGCUUCGGUGGACAUGGAAACAGACGAUUUGAUUCAGAAGACUAUUUGCACAGAGUUCAAGGACUGCACUGUCCUGACAAUAGCACAUAGAAUCAACACAAUAUUGAACUAUGACAGAAUCCUUGUACUGGACAAUGGUCAAGUCAAAGAAUUUGAUUCACCCAAAACUUUAUUAAAGAACAUAAAGUCAACAUUCUUCCGAUUAGCUAAAGAUGCUGGACUAGUUUCCUGAGCCAUGAAUUUACAUUGACAACAAAUAACAAACAAGAAGUUGUUUGUAGACAAACCCCUGACCAGGGUGAACAGAACUCAAGCCUGGAUUAAUGUUUUAAAAAACAAGACAUUUGUUUUAAUUUAUGAAACAUUUCAAGCAGAUGUUAACAGCUGAUUGAUGAAUUAGAACAGUUAAGAGACAUAUUCUAGUCAUAAUGUUCAAAUCCACAAAUCAGUUUGAAACUUGAACCAAAGUGUACAUUUUUGUAUUUUAUCAAUUUUAUUGAUCUUUAUAGUUAUAAAACAAAGUACCUCAUUACAUUAGCUUAGUUUGGGACAUUAGUCUUCUUGACUUUUGACUAGCCAAAUGCUAUAUUACCACAAGUUGUAACCAUUAAAAAUAAAAAGAAGUUAAAUAUAUAAACCCAAAGCCUUGGAAUACAUUUUAAAUAUUUAUUUUAAUGAACAAUAGCUUCUAAAGCACCUAGUGCCCCAGUGAAAAAUCCUGUAGAGAAAUUAAAGGGCAAUAACUUAAUGGUUCGAAUAAAGUGACUUUUUGAGAGCACACACAUUUGUUGUUGAUUAUUUUUUCCACUUGUAGUGUGUCAAGUGAUGCUGUCUGACCCCCAGUGACUUGGUCAUUGGGAGAACAUGAUGAAAGAGAGCACAUUGAUG
Biomphalaria glabrata is the source of this 1280-nucleotide messenger RNA. Its product is annotated as multidrug resistance-associated protein 1-like. The transcript has 2 exons. The record is from RefSeq and is a predicted model, not a curated record. Gene Ontology annotation, molecular function: ATPase-coupled transmembrane transporter activity. Gene Ontology annotation, cellular component: membrane. Gene Ontology annotation, biological process: transmembrane transport. Bases 316 to 624 code for a protein of 102 amino acids. NCBI's taxonomy places the organism in Eukaryota, Metazoa, Mollusca, Gastropoda, Planorbidae.